Molecule: messenger RNA, 2176 nt
Organism: Melanotaenia boesemani (Boeseman's rainbowfish)
Lineage: Eukaryota; Metazoa; Chordata; Actinopteri; Atheriniformes; Melanotaeniidae
Product: C-type lectin domain family 4 member F-like
Exons: 7
Coding region: 76-1419 (447 amino acids)
Biological process (GO): biological process involved in interspecies interaction between organisms
Cellular component (GO): external side of plasma membrane
Molecular function (GO): fucose binding; D-mannose binding
Source: RefSeq, a predicted model, not a curated record
UCAUCUCUUACAUCUCUUUUUAAGUUUCAAGUUUCUGCACAAAGUUGUGUUUUUCUGCUUGUUUCUCAGGUUUUAAUGAUGGAUGAGGAGGUUUAUGAAAAUCUUCCUCCACCUUUAAAGGAGGAAAACAAGGACCCGACUACUACUUCAGAGUUCAAAGCAAAAGAGCCUGAAGCUACUGUAUCAAGUAAAUUUGCAGAAAUUGAACCAGUUGCAGACUCUCACUCUCGCACUCAUCUCUUGCCGAUGUGUUUGGGGAUACUUUGCAUCAUCCUGUUGGCGAGCAUGAUCGGCCUCAUCGUCUACAUCACCACAGUAAUGAACAAACUGGAAGCAAACCUCAGCAACCUCAAAGGACAAAAUGAGCAACUGACUGUGGAAAAGAGAGUCUUAGAGUAUCAGACUGAGCAGCUAAAGAUGGAAAAGAAAGUCUUAGAGAAUCAGACUGAGCAGGUAACGACGGAAAAGAGAGUCUUAGAGAAUCAGACUGAGCAGGUCACAGUGAAGAUGAAAAUGUUUGAGAACCGGACUGAGCAGCUAAUGUUGGAAAAGAGAAUAUUGUUGAAUCAGACUGAGCAGCUAAUGUUGGAAAAGAAAGUCUUAGAGAAUCAAACUGAGCAGGUCACAGUGAAGAUGAAAAUGUUUGAGAACCAGACUGAGCAGCUAAUGUUGGAAAAGAGAAUAUUGUUGAAUCAGACUGAGCAGCUAAUGUUGGAAAAGAGAAUAUUGUUGAAUCAGACUGAGCAGCUAAUGUUGGAAAAGAGAAUAUUGUUGAAUCAGACUGAGCAGCUAACGAUGGAAAAGAAAGUCUUAGAGAAUCAGACUGAGCAGGUCACAGUGAAGAUGAAAAUGUUUGAGAAUCAGACUGAGCAGCUAAUGAUGGAAAAGAGAAGAUUGGAGAAUCAGACCGAGCAACUGAGCAGAGACCGAGACGACCUCAACUGGACACUGGAAGUCAUCCUGACAUUCAACAACUUUCCAGUAAACGAAUUUUGCCCGAACAAAACGUGUCAGUCGUGUCGCACCGGCUGGAUUCAGUACCAGAAAAAGUGCUACCUGUUUUAUAACGACAGUUCUUGGAUGACAUGGAAUGACAGUCGACAGUACUGCAAAGAUAAAAACGCAGAUCUGGUUGUUAUUGAUGACCUGCAGGAACAGAAAUUCAUCGGUCAAAACACGAAGUACUACUUUGACGAGUUCCACGGAUACUGGAUGGGGCUGCAGAAUAAUGGCACCACAUGGGUCUGGAUUGAUGGACACAAGGACACACUUCAGUACUGGAAGAAUUUGUUCAAUUCAACACUUUAUGCACUGACGAUGCCUGGAAACAAUCCCCAACAGAGCUGGAACUCAGGAAAUAAUUAUUUUCUGAACAAAUUCAUCUGUGAAGAUGACAAAGUCCUGAUAAGGUCCAAUUAGCUAACACUGUGUUUGUAUUCUUCUUCUUUAUAUUACACAUAAAUGUAACUUUAUAAAUCAUCAGUUUUUAGACAGUAAAAAACUUUAAAACAAAUAUGUAAGGAUGCUUUUUAGAAAACCCAUUUUAUAUAUUCUAUAGAAGUAGGCUACAAGUCCAUUUACUAUUUACAAGAAGACAAAACAGAGUAAAAUGUGACGACUCAGCUGUUUCCAUUUAGAAUCAGUCAAUAAACACCUUACAUGGCUGAUCUGUGUCUUUAUAAAGAUGAUAUAAUGUCUAAAAUAUUCCCAGAGAUGAAGAAAAUUCCUGGAGAAGAACUGGCUCCAUGUUCCUCUUGUGGAUGUCCACCACAGUUGUUGUUUUUAGUCCAUGUCAAGAUUUAUUUAGUGUAGACAACUACUUCUUAUGCUGAACUAUAAUCAUUAUUAAUGCAGUAAACUCAUAUUUCUUAUAAAAAGUUUUUUAAUAGAGGCCUUUAGAUUUGCUUUGCUUGUUAAUUAAAAACCAGCUUCUGUUCUCUUAGUGUAAAAUUAGUUGAUUUUCAACAUUUAAGAAAUGUUUUUGAGGGACAAAUUCCUCGCAGGACAAAGAAAACUGAAAACAUGUGAUCCUUUUCAGCUCUGUAUUAAAUAGAUCCAGAUCAGUUCAUUAGGUUAAAACUACUUUAAGGACUGCAGGAUUUAUGUAAUUCAGUCCAAAGGGGACAAAGUUUGAAUUCUUUUAUACACUAUAAGAAAUCUGUAGAACAACAAUCAA